AUGGUCGAAAGUGGUGUCCCCCAGGGUUCAGUACUGGGACCCAUUUUGUUCCUUAUCUACGUGGACGAUGCCGCAAGAGAUUUGGACUGUGAAGUAGCAAUGUUUGCGGACGACAUGAAGAUAUGGAGUGUAAUUCGUGGUCCUGCCGAUGAAGACAGACUGCAGAUGAACCUGAAUCGGUUGGAGGAGUGGUCAAACCGUUGGCUCCUGCGGUUCAACGUUGCCAAAUGUAGCAUACUUCACCUAGGCAACACAGACAGAUCCGCCAGCACAAGAGGCUACUUUCUGGGCGGUGCAGCCCUACAAGAGGUCGAAGCCCAAAAGGACCUCGGUGUGCUUACGACGAGUUCCCUAAAACCAUCCGCCCACUGUUCGAGGGUGGCAAAAACCGCAAUGUCCGUACUGUACGCCAUCAAGCGUGCGUUUAUGGACUUUGACGAAGAAGCCUUCUCUAAGACAUUCGGAACAUUCGUCCGGCCGCAUUUAGAGUACGGCAUACAAGCUUGGAGGCCGUGGGGUGUUGUGGAUCAAAACUGCCUCGAAAGAGUCCAGAGGAGAGCCACGAAGAUGGUCAGGGGUCAAAGCUCCUUUCCCUAUGCGACCCGCCUAGUAAAUCUGAACCUCUUUCCUUUGAGUUACAGGCAACUUCGCGGAGAUCUCUUGCAAGCCUUCCGCAUUGUAAAGGGGUUGGAUUGCAGUCUGGCCUUCGAGGACUUUUUUGAAUUUGCUACCACGACCAACCUCCGAGGUCACCCGUUAAAACUGCGCACUCAGCAGGCACGGCUGGAUGUGCGGAAGUUCUCCUUCUCGGUUCGGGUGGUCAAACCGUGGAAUGAGCUUCCCGCAGAUGUUGUGAUGUCACCAUCUAUACAAAGUUUUAAGAAGAAUCUGGAAAGAAGGAGAGCGAACAAUCAGAAACUGUGCGGCCACGACCUCUGA
Messenger RNA from Spirometra erinaceieuropaei, 939 nucleotides. The record is from the annotation of a GenBank genome assembly. NCBI's taxonomy places the organism in Eukaryota, Metazoa, Platyhelminthes, Cestoda, Diphyllobothriidea, Diphyllobothriidae.